Molecule: messenger RNA, 462 nt
Organism: Letharia lupina
Lineage: Eukaryota; Fungi; Ascomycota; Lecanoromycetes; Lecanorales; Parmeliaceae
Exons: 2
Coding region: 1-462 (153 amino acids)
Source: RefSeq, a predicted model, not a curated record
AUGCCGACCCAGUCCUCCCCCCCAGGGGCUCAAAAGCUCCGAAGCACCGUCCGCAAGCUCGUCAAGAAAAUCAAACCUCCCAAGGAAGGACCCAUGCCGGGGGAACUCGACUCCACGGAAGUACAGCUGGCCAGGUUCUUCGGCAAGCCUGUUGCUAUUGCCUCCAUAGCCAGCAUGGAACAUCCGUCACCGGCACCCUCACUCGCUUCAUCAUGCCCAACGGGGAGUCCUGCGACGGAUUCAUACAAUUCGGAUAUAGCGUACGACUCCACCCGGACAGCGCACGUCACGGACCAGGAGAUAGCAGAGGGAACGCAGGAGAUGCUGCUGGACGACGAUUUCCUAGAGGGAGGAUGGCAGUUUUGGAAGCGGCUUCUGGCAGAGGAUUCUCGUUCGAGGCCAUCUCGAUCAGCAGUGCGUUUCGAAUGGCAAGGGCCAUGGGUUGUGUACGACCAGCAGUGA